AUGACUUCGUCAUUUCUCCCGCGACCGCUGCUGCACGUCCAUGCGCUUCUUAUAUGCCUCGAUCUCCUCGAAAACUCACGGGUCCUGGCGCAGUCGGGUGAUGGUGGGGGUGCUCAGGGCGUGGAACCGGGUGAUAUUGGCUCCGGCCCUGGUACUUCCACAGAAGACGCUGGGGCUGCAGGACCAGACACUGGGUCUGUGAAUUUGAGUCGUGGGGCGACCAUCGCAAUCGCUGUGGUUGUGAGCAUCGUGGUCGUCCUUGGUGUCACAAUGACCGUUCUGUUUUUCCUGGCAAAGAAGAGACAGUGGAAGAUCAAGGAGAGCAUCCGACGGUCAGCGAGGAAGGUCACAAGCGCUGUCAAGGCCGUAGCCACGCCAAUUACGCCCAAGAAAAUGACCUUCUCUCCGGUCGAGAAGAGACGGCGAAUGGAGGAUACAUUGAAGAAUGCGAACAACCAAUUGCUCCAAUCGAAACCGAAUAUGACCAAUGGCAAGGACGCAACAGGUGGAAGCCGGUCCUCGUCAACGGGUAGUGGUCGUGACCUUGAAAAGGGACUGCCAGAUGGUGCCGUCAGGGUCGAACCCACAGGGGACAACGGCUCGGUGAAGGCCAAAAGCAAAAAGAAGGACAGAAAACGCCCGAGACCUCCCAGUGUAACCAUUCCGUCUUCGGCUUUUGAGAUGGACAGCCCCAAGACACCCAUGUGGAAGAGGGUGUUUGGACGGUAG
Molecule: messenger RNA, 729 nt
Organism: Fonsecaea monophora
Lineage: Eukaryota; Fungi; Ascomycota; Eurotiomycetes; Chaetothyriales; Herpotrichiellaceae
Exons: 2
Coding region: 1-729 (242 amino acids)
Source: RefSeq, a predicted model, not a curated record